This is a messenger RNA of Nyctereutes procyonoides (raccoon dog), 1026 nucleotides long. Its product is annotated as melanoma-associated antigen B1-like. The record is from RefSeq and is a predicted model, not a curated record. Gene Ontology annotation, cellular component: nucleus. The transcript has a single exon. The coding region runs from base 1 to 1026 and encodes 341 amino acids. NCBI's taxonomy places the organism in Eukaryota, Metazoa, Chordata, Mammalia, Carnivora, Canidae. Gene Ontology annotation, biological process: negative regulation of transcription by RNA polymerase II.
AUGCCUCGGGGCCAAAAGAGUAAGCUCCGUGCCCGUAAGAAACGCUGCCAGGCCCAUGUUGAGAGCCAGGGCCUUGGGGAUACUCAGGCCACUACAGGAGAGGUCAAUAAGUCCCCCUCUUCUGUUUCUGGGGAUGCUCCCUCGAGCUCCCCUGCUGCUGGCGCUUCCCAGAAGCCUCAGGGAUCCCAAGCCACUAGCUCUUCUGCUGCACGUGGUUCACGCCGCAGAUCUAAUGCAGGUGCCAAGAGCCGGGUUGACGGAGGUGAACAUUCCUCCCAGGCCUCAACUUCCCCUGAGAGCGCUCGCAAUGAUCUUCUAACCAGGAAGGUGGGAAUAUUGAUGCAGUUCAUGCUAGAAAGGUAUGCAAUGAAGGCACCCAUUAUAAGGGCAAAGAUGCUGAAGAUCAUCAACAAAAGGUACAAGGAAGAUUUCCCUGAGAUCUUCGGGAAAGCCUCUGAGCACCUGGAGCUAGUCUUUGGCCUAGAAUUAAAGGAAAUCAAGCCUGGUGGUCACUCCUAUACCCUCGUGAGCAGCCUAGACAUCACCAGUGAUGGCGAUGUGAGCAAUGGCUGGGGUCCUCCUAAGAAUGGUCUUCUUAUGCCUCUUCUGAGUGUGAUCUUCCUGAGUGGCAACCGAGCCUCUGAAGAGGAUAUCUGGGAAUUCAUGAAUAUCUUGGGCGUCUAUGAAGGAAGGAAGCACGUAGUCUUUGGGGAGCCCAGGAAGCUCAUCACCCAAGAUUUGGUGCAGGAAAAGUACCUGGAAUACCGCCAGGUGUCCGGUAGUGAUCCUCCACGCUACGAGUUCCUGUGGGGCCCAAGAGCCCAUGCCGAGACCAGCAAGAUGAAAGUCCUAGAGUUUUUGGCGAAGGUCCAUGAUACCGUCCCCAGUGCCUUCCCAUUCCAUUAUGAAGAGGCUCUGCGAGAUGAGGAAGAGCGAGCCCAGGCCAGAGCCACGGCUAAGGCUGCCUCUGCUACCAAGGCCAGUGCACAUUCCAGGGCCGCAUCGAGCUGCUCCACUCCUCCCUAG